Messenger RNA from Cladophialophora immunda, 1971 nucleotides. RefSeq lists its product as uncharacterized. Gene Ontology annotation, molecular function: DNA-binding transcription factor activity, RNA polymerase II-specific; DNA binding; zinc ion binding. The transcript has a single exon. Gene Ontology annotation, biological process: DNA-templated transcription; regulation of DNA-templated transcription; response to xenobiotic stimulus. NCBI's taxonomy places the organism in Eukaryota, Fungi, Ascomycota, Eurotiomycetes, Chaetothyriales, Herpotrichiellaceae. The coding region runs from base 1 to 1743 and encodes 580 amino acids. The record is from RefSeq and is a predicted model, not a curated record.
AUGUACAAAUGCUCGCCACUUCAACCACACCGAUCUCCGGAACCCGCGUGGGAGAGCUUCACGCCACCGAUGCUAGGCGACUCUUUGCGGAAGCGUGCCAAAACGGCCUGCAGACCGUGUCGGGAGCGGAAAAGGAAGUGUGAGGGUGGCAUUCCGUGUUCGGCCUGCAGGCACUUCGAGUACCAUUGCGUCUUUGACCGACCACUGCGGCCAAACAGCCAUUCUGGCCAAGUGCUCAACCAUGGGACUCGAUCGAGCGUUUCGUCCCCGACGACGGACAAUGAUCAGCCCCGACACAUACGCGACCAGCAAAUUGCCCCCCUCCAGACCGAGCAAUCGCAGCUCCGGUCGUUGCAGGCAAACUCGGGCGCCGUGUUUGCGAGGACUCUCGGCUUGACGGCUGAUUCGACCCGGGUUAGGCGGCUGCAACUUUCUGCGUGGAACUUGGGGUUGAGGGACGAAGCGACGGCCAGUGGCCUCGGCCCAAGACCAAUCGUCGAGAUCCUCAGCCUGAGCGAAAUGGAAGUGUUGACCGCUGUCUACUUUCAAGACGUCCACUCUGUUUACGGAUUCCUUGAUGAAGACAGCAUUCGCCGACAAAUCGCCACACGCUGGCGCGAGAGUGCCACCCCGCGCUCGCACGACUGUGUUGAGUCAAUUCUCUGUGGAAUUGCCGCGCUGGGCUGUCUGUUCUCCAAGCAGCCAUUGAGCCUCGAACUACAGCUUCAGAAAUCCGCCGAGGCAGCCCUAGGACAGUCUGUUCUCCUCCCAACGCCGUCCACGGAUGAUGUCGUGGCGUGGUUGCUUCGGGUCAUCUACCUGCGGCUGACCGCGUCCCCCCAUAUUACCUGGAUGGCAACCUGUACCAUGAUGCAUGUCCUGGAAGCAGCCCGACUACACUUUGAUGAAGGCGACGAGCCGUCCCCCUCCGGCAACGGCGCAGAGGGAGGUGGAGAGAGCCGCCGAAGAAUCUACAUGGUCGCCCAGCUGUUCAAUAUCUGGAUCUCGUUUGACUGUGGCCGGUCGAGAGUCGAGCUACGGGGUGCGUCGUGUCUGCUCCCCACGCCCGACGCCGACGGUAUCAAACCCGAGUUGCUCGAGCUUUACCUGGUCUCGGAGAUUCUCUCUCCAGAUAAGUACCAGACUGUUCCCGAGCUGGAAACCUUGCUGCGCAGGGCCCUCGACGUGAAGUCCGCGCAGCCCAUGUUGGUGCUUGUGCAGUGUAACGUGAUGCUCUGCAUCUAUCGGCGGCUACGGGUGCAAGGGUCUAGUCCCAACACCGAGACCCUGGAGAGAAUGUUAUCUGCAUUGUCCAUGGCGGUCGACGCCGCGCUAGUUCUACUAAGGACCGAACAUCCCUGGUGGCAUGUCGCCAAUGUCACCUUCCAAGCGGCUUGUGCUCUGCUCGCCAUCGACACAAGCCUGUCUCUUGCCCAACUCAUCCAACCCUUGAAAGCUCUCCAAAAAGUCAGCGCACACUACCAAACAGCCGCGACAAGAGAAGCCUAUGAAGCCGCUCGUGUGCUGGUGGGUGUCCAUCGGAAACGAAAGGAACUCGAUAUCGCAAGAUUGGACGGAGUACUCCAAGAAUGUCAGCCACAUAACGCAUCGGAUUGCAAUGACACUGAGCUCGAGGGCCACGGCGAUCAAUGGCACUCUUCGAUCCCGGCGUCUCUUGGCAUGAACAAGUUUGGUUUGGGUGAGCUUGAGUGGGAACAGUUUUUCAAUUUGGAUAUUCCCUGACAUGUUAAUCCAAUCUUUAUAAUUAUCCAGGCAUUAAUAGUCCAACAGUUUGACCUACGGCGUGGCUCGUCGGGGCAGGGCAAGACUGAAUUCGAGGGGGCGGAUGUAGUGAGCCUCGCGAGCCAGGAUACAGGUUAAUCCUCAAUUCAGACUCACGAACCUGAAUAAGACAGACAUGAAGAUUUCCCAAGGCCAUAGGAUUGCCUCAGCUUCCUCCUAGAUUAUAUC